Molecule: messenger RNA, 1938 nt
Organism: Branchiostoma floridae (Florida lancelet)
Lineage: Eukaryota; Metazoa; Chordata; Leptocardii; Amphioxiformes; Branchiostomatidae
Product: charged multivesicular body protein 1b-like
Exons: 1
Coding region: 134-733 (199 amino acids)
Biological process (GO): protein transport; endosome transport via multivesicular body sorting pathway; late endosome to vacuole transport
Cellular component (GO): multivesicular body; ESCRT III complex
Source: RefSeq, a predicted model, not a curated record
AACGUGACGUCAGUACCAGAAUUUCCGGAUGAUUCAGAGUCACUUCGUCAUCAUCUGUGUGUAAUAUCUGUGUAACUUUUUGGUCACUCCCACCGUUCUAAACACCUUGUACCUGUACGAACCAGUCGCCAAGAUGUCCAACAUGGAGAAACACCUCUUCAAUCUCAAGUUCGCCGCCAAGGACUUACAGAGGAACGCCAAGAAGUGCGACAAAAUGGAGAAAGAGGAAAAGACCAAGCUGAAGAAGGCGAUCCAGAAAAACAACAUGGAAGGCGCCCGUAUUCACGCCGAGAAUUCCAUCCGACAGCACAACCAGUCUCUGAACUACCUCCGCAUGAGUUCCAGGAUAGACGCCGUGGCGCAGAGAGUCCAGACGGCGGUCACUAUGAAGAAGGUGACCAAGGAUAUGGCCGGAGUGGUCAAGUCUAUGGACGCAGCUAUGCGCUCCAUGAAUCUAGAAAAGGUGACCGGCCUGAUGGACAAAUUCGAGAGGCAGUUCGAGGAUCUAGACGUGCAGUCAGCGCAGAUGGAGGACGCCAUGAGCGGCACCACGACUCUGAAUGUGCCGACGGACCAGGUGGACAACCUGAUGCACCAGGUGGCUGACGAGGCCGGGCUGGAGUUGAACAUGGAGCUGCCGCAGGGUCAGACCAGCACCAUCGGUACACCGUCUACAGCUUCCGAACAACAGGACGAACUGUCACAGAGGCUGGCACAGCUCAGGCAGAUGUAAACAACAACAACAACAACAACAGUACAUCCUUUGUAUGCCGUCUUCAAUAUCAAAAGACAAGACUGUCUUCGUUCAAAUAAUAGUACAGUACUGUGCACAUGUAACGUUACUUAAUUAGGUAACUUUCUUUUUGGGAAUGCCAUAUAACAACUUUGUACUAUUACCACUCUUUGCAAUGAAUGAUGCAAAAAUGUUUUGUUUCAAGCCUUCAGUUUAGUUGCUCACAGCUACUCAUAUUGAUACCGAUCUGUUAGAAAAGACACAUCUUUAUCUAUAGUUUAUGGUGACAGAAGCUUCUAUGUGUGAACUGUACAGGAAAUAAGCUACAGUUGUAUGUAAUCAGCAUGCCUGUAUCAUUCUCAUACUGUAUUUACUCUUAUCACUGGUACUGUGCUAUAGCUAUUGCCUCUACCAGGCUCUGUGGAUCAUUGGUCAAAUAGUAGAAAUUGGACAAAUAGACGAAAUACUCCAAAUAGUGUGGCCUAUUCCAUCUAUUUGUCCAAUUUGUACCAUUUGGCCAUUGAUCCGUGGAGCCUGGUAGAGGCUACUAUACAUGUAGCUCUGGUAUUUGAUGGAGUGAGUGUAGAAACAGUAUGAAAAUAUUAUUUAGCAACUCUAUGAAACCCACUGGGUAGACGUGAUAAUUUAGCAGCUGCAUACAACAUGUAAUUUUGGAACUCAAAUUGUAAAUAUUAUGUCUGCCCCCUCCCAUUUGUAUCAAUGGUGAUACAAUUAUGGAUGAUGUAUUUGUAAAGUAUUACAUGCAAACUUGUUUAUCGAUUCCUGGUUUACAUUAUGAUACGAUUUUGUAGCUGGUAGUUAGGGCCAGAAUCUAUCAAUAUUGAUAAUUAUUGGUAUGGAACUUAUAUCCUCUUUGGUUACGCAAGAUUAUUCCUUGUUUACACCUAAUACUAGUGAAGAAACAUGUUUAAUUGUAAAGGGAACUUUGCUGUAACUUUAAUUGAUAAGUAAACUUCUGUUGUAUGUCUGUGGUGUUAAGGAAAGUGUAAAUGGAGUUAUAGUAAAGAUUUGAUUUAUAAAGCAUACUAAAGCAUAGUCUGAUGUAUACGUGCAGUCUGACUCGUGUAAAUAUUCAAGUGUUCACCAUUGCCUUUUUGAUACUUGGAGAAUAUCAGCCAGAGUUUUAAAGUUCAGCUGUUUAAGUUACACAGGAUUGAAUUGAAUAAAGAUUCUGCAAUGCUGAA